Molecule: messenger RNA, 999 nt
Organism: Ostreobium quekettii
Lineage: Eukaryota; Viridiplantae; Chlorophyta; Ulvophyceae; Bryopsidales; Ostreobiaceae
Source: the annotation of a GenBank genome assembly
AUGGGCGCCGAGCGGGCUGCGGAAUCUCCUGUUAGGACGAUCAUCCCCCAGCAACGGCACCAGUUACUCCAGCAGUUUAUGCUGAAGCAGCAGGCCCAGGCUCAAGCGCGAGCGCAGCAGGCUCACGCCCAGCAGGCCCAGGCGCAAGUCCACGCUCAGGUCCAGGCUCACGCCCACGCUCAAGCGCAGGUCCAGGCCCAGCAAGGCUGCCCAGCUGCCCAGGCCAGCUUGGGGCAACAGCAGCAUCAAGACUUCAGUGUCAGCCCUUGGGCUGCACAGCAACAACGCAUCAUUCAACAGGAACAGAGGUCAGAGCUGCUUAGGUUGCAAGGUGAAGGUGCCAGAAAGAACUCUGGUCUGUCUGCUGAGGUGGCUGAUGGAAUGGUCCGGGGAGCUGAUGCAUGGGUGUUGUCAAGCCUUAAUGAUCUUGAGCAUCAGGCACAGGCAAAGCGUAUGAAGUUCAAUCACUAUCUCGGUUCCAGCGUGGGAGGAGUGGCAGGCCUAUCCCCAGGGGUUGCGAUGCCUGCUGGCCAGCAACAUCGAAUGUACACGCAAUUGGCUGGUCAUGGUCUUGUCAGAGACAGAGUCCUGUCCGAUAAGCCCGCAUACCAAGGCUAUGUCUCAAAUGAAGCAGAACCGGUUCCCAAAGUGCCGGGACGAUCAUCACUUGAAUCUUCAACAAACAGUGCAGGCUCAAAUGUGCGGUUUAUUCCUGUGGGUUCUGGUGGGCAGCCCCUGCUGAGCAACUCGCUGCCUAAUGGAGCAUCGCAGAAUGGGACACCAGAAUCGAACAACCCCGUGGACAAGAACCUGUGCAGCCACGUGGGCUUGGAUGUUGUGCCGGAGAAUUCUGAGUAUGGCAUGGAAAAGGGCCUGGAACGGUGUUGUUUCGGGAGCGGGGAUGGCAAUGAGUUGGACAACGGCAGCGGAGCCUUGGAUGUGGGGGCCAGUGACCCAUACUUCUCCAGCGAUAUCCUUGGCCAGUACGAGUUUGUCUAA